AUGAUUUUAUUUAAAUCUCUUCCAUGGUUAUUUUUAAUAUAUCUUCCAUCAACAAAAAUUUUUGCACAAAUUAUACCUUAUUAUUUAGCUUAUCAAAGAAGUUUUCCAAUUGUUACAACAUGUCCAACAGAUCGAUAUUAUGAUAUUGCCUUAUUACAAUGCUCACCUUGUCCAACAUUUGCUAUACAAAAAACCAGUGAUAAAACACAAUGUGAAUGUUUAAAUAAUACGUAUUAUUAUGGUGUUAAUCAAGGUGGUGGUUCAUUGAUUUGUUCACCAUGUGAUCCAGGAUAUGUACGAUCAACUGAUGGAUUCGGAUGCACUUUGAAUAAUACAGCUUGUAAUACGGCAGAUUCAAGAGUAGUUAUAUCGGAAUCAAAUCUUGAUGGUAGUUUAUAUACACUCGGUACAUCAUCAGCUCAACCAAGAUAUGGUAAUGACACAUGUACAACAUGUGCAAGUGGUACAUGGUCUGAUGUGGAUAGUCAACGAUGUAGUCCAUGUGCUAAUGCCACUCCGCAUAUUGGACCACCACCUUCAACAAUCACUUGCUGUCUGGCGUCUAGUAGUAAUAUGAAAGAUGGUAUGUGUUUAACUUAUGUAAUUAAUGCAACGGGUUUUAGUUUAUCACCUAAUUAUUUCAAUAGAUUUAAUAGUCCCACAAUAUCUUCAUUUUUUCAACAACAUCUCGAUGCAGCUGUAUAUCUUUGUCGAAUGAAUUUAAAUUCAACAACAAUUCAAUCAUCUAACCGUACUCUUUUAUCGAAUGGAACAGCAUGUCAAGUAUUAGCUAAUAUUGUUGCAAUGCAAUUUUAUUAUCCAGAAAAUAAUUAUGCUUAUGAUCUAUAUCAAAGAUAUAUAUGGGAACCAACAUCUCCACAAACAUGGACACCUUCAUCGAUACGAACAUCAAUACCAUUUCUUGCUUAUCCAUCUACAUAUUAUGCAGAAAUAAAUAAUUCAUCAUAU
Rotaria sordida is the source of this 969-nucleotide messenger RNA. The record is from the annotation of a GenBank genome assembly. NCBI's taxonomy places the organism in Eukaryota, Metazoa, Rotifera, Eurotatoria, Philodinida, Philodinidae.